Messenger RNA from Solea solea (common sole), 1742 nucleotides. RefSeq names its product CDK5 regulatory subunit associated protein 3 (gene cdk5rap3). The coding region runs from base 156 to 1667 and encodes 503 amino acids. The record is from RefSeq and is a predicted model, not a curated record. NCBI's taxonomy places the organism in Eukaryota, Metazoa, Chordata, Actinopteri, Pleuronectiformes, Soleidae. The transcript has 14 exons. Gene Ontology annotation, cellular component: endomembrane system. Gene Ontology annotation, biological process: regulation of mitotic cell cycle; regulation of cyclin-dependent protein serine/threonine kinase activity.
UUCUUGUAACGUGUCGUAAACACAGGAAUUACUACGUCAAUAUUCAUGUCCGUAUGUUGUUGGAUAUGCACUUUUUAAUGAAUCUCGUUCAACAUGAAAUCAUAAACUAAAAGAAGCACUUUUUUUUCGUUUUUGAGUCACACGGUGAAGCGAUAAUGGAGAACAUUCAAAACCUUCCCAUUGACAUUCAGACCAGCAAGCUUCUGGACUGGCUGCUGGAUCGACGUCAUUGUAAUGUCAAGUGGCAAAAUGCAGUGAAAACAAUCCGAGAGAAGAUCAAUGCUGCCAUCCAGGACAUGCCAGAGAAUAAGGAGAUUACACAGCUUCUGUCUGGUUCCUACAUUCACUACUUUCACUGCUUGAGGAUAGUUGAGUUACUGAAGGGAACAGAGGCUUCCUCCAAGAACAUCUUUGGCAGAUAUUCAUCUCAAAGGAUGAAGGACUGGCAGGAGAUUGUGACCCUUUAUGAGGCAGAUAAUAUCUACUUGGCGGAGGUGGCCAGCUUGCUGAUUCGCAAUGUGAGCUAUGAAGGACCGGCUCUGAGGAAGCAGCUGGCCAGAGCCCAGCAGCUGCAGCAGGAGCUGAGCAGGCGGGAAGUCGAGUGCCAAAGCUCAGCUGCAGAUCUGAGGGAACGAUACUACGUUGCCUGCAAACAGUAUGGCAUCAAAGGAGAAAAUGUGGCCCGUGAGCUUCAGGCUCUGGUUAAAGACUUGCCUUCAGUUCUUGAGGAAGUCGGGAAGGACGCAGCAAAAUUAGAAGAGCAAAUCAAACUUUAUAUUGCUUUCACAAACUUUGUAUGUAACUGGUCUGAUCCAGUCUUGCCCGCUCUGACAUUUACACAGAAGAGAGGAAACGCAACAUUUUAUGAGUGGAGAACAGGGAGUGUGCCCACUGUGGUUGAGAGGCCAGUUGUGGAGGAUGCUUCUCCUGAGACACUCGAUGAGGAUACGAUUGACUGGGGCAACUUUGGCAAAGGAGCAGAUGCUGUGGAUUCUGCCAUCACUGUUGAGGAUGAUAUAGACUGGGGUAUCAGUCUGGAGCCAAACUCUGAGGACACUGGUGCAGGCACCAUCGAUUGGGGUGACAGUGAAGCAGCUCCCAUAGAAAUCGAAAUUGUAGAUGUGGGUACAGGCUGUCCUGAGGGUGUGGCAAGAGGAGAGGAUGCUUUAAGUUUGCUGGAAAACUCUCAGUCCCGCAGUCAGUUCAUUGAUGAGCUCAUGGAGCUGGAAGUGUUCCUAACCCAGCGCAUCAGUGAGAUGGGAGAAGAGGGAGACGUGGUGUCUAUUAGCCAGUUCCAGCUGGCUCCUUCUAUCAUCCAAGGCCAGACCCAUGAGCACAUCCAGAAGAUGCUGGCUGAAGUGCGGGACCUUCUGGGCAGGCUCACCUCUCUCCGCAUGCAGCAUCUGUUUAUGAUCCAGGCCUCGCCUCGGUAUGUUGAACGUGUGUCAGAGGUGCUGAGACAGAAGCUGAAGCAGGCAGACAUUUUGGUUCUGAAAGGUGCUACAAUGGCCGAGAAGAGGCAGGAAGCCCUAGAGGAGCAGUCGAGACUGGAGCCUCGUGUCGACCUGCUGGCAGGGUGCACCCGAGAACUCCAAAAAAUGAUUGAAGCAGACAUUUCAAAGCGAUACCACAACAGGCCUGUCAAUCUGAUGGGCGUUAAUAUAUAGUGAGCUUCUCAGACUCUCACAAGAAAUAUUUUGUCAUGAGCUACAAGGAGAAAUAAAAGUGGAAUUUAAUGUUGA